AUGCCGCGCGCCUACAUCAUCACGCUGGAAGAGUUUAUGCGCGCCCAUGACGAGGAUCAAGAAAGCUGCAAAGGCGAUGGACAAGCCAGCGACAAAGCGGACGAGCGCGCCCACUGGCAAAGGAAGACUGCCAAGAAGACUGGCGAAGGAUCCAACGUGACGACGCGCGAGUUGGGCGCCGCGAGUGCAUCGGAGGACGAGGCGACGACUCGCGAUGAAGAGACGACUCCCCUGGUACCCAAGCACGCGCUCCGGUCCACGUGCUUGGCUCUACAAAAGAAGAUCGCAGACGAAAAGGGCGAGCACCGGCAAGGCCCACGGCGCAAGGCAGGUGAUUACUACAAGAUGGCAGACUACCAGAAGCGUGUGUGGGCGGAGAAAUACACAGCUGCUAGGAACAGCAGCAACGACUUGGACUACGAGGCUUUGAGCAAGUUGACUCAAUUCAAGGCGUUCAAAAACAACCCAGAAGAGCUCCAGCGUCACGAGCCUGCGCUGCUGAAAGAGUUCUACGAGUUUUACUUAGCGGACCAAGCCCUGAAAGCAGACGCACACGCGCAGACCGCUGGAUCGGGUUCGUCGAAGCUAUCGCAACGUGGCGGAGCCGAGCACCUGGCGAUCGAGCAAUGCGACAUCCAGGCGGCUCAGCAGCUUACCGCAGCCAGAAACCAAGCAUCGCUAGCGUCAGACCAAGCUCCAGGGCCUCCAAUCUCGCAGACACCCGUGGCCGUGCAGGAGGAAGGUGCCCCAGCUCGGAGCCUGCAAACCCACCCUUUGCGAAGGGGGUAUGCGCAUCUUGAAAAUACCAUUUCGCAAGCACUGCAGCAGUUCCGAGAGAAGCUGGAUGAAGAGAAGCAGCAAGGGGCUCGACAGCUGGAGGAGGCUAGUCAUGCUAAGAAACUCCAGGAUGUGCACGAAGACAUGAACAACCUCACGAGAGAGGUGGACGAGCGCAAGAAAAAACUGGAGGGCCGGGAGAACGAGGAGGCUACGAGAGAUAAGAAUAUGGAGAACAAGGAGGAAGAACUACAAGUCAAAGCCGAGGAGCUGCAAUCUCAUGACGCCAAGCUCAAAGAGGAGGACUGGCGUCUCUGGAACGUAACGCAUCGCCUGCAACGGGAGCGGGAGCAGUUGGACGCGGAUAAAAAGAAACGAGAGAAGCCGAGUCGAGCGAAGCAACAAGGAGGCCGAAUAUCGCUGAAGCAGGCGAAGAUUUUGAAUGAAAUGAAGCGCCAGACCCGGCUCCUGGAAGAGCAGUUCAAGAACAACGGGUGCCCAGCUGCGUUUAAAGAGCUCGAAGCCAACCGCAACCGGAUCGAGGAAGAGAGGGCGGCGAUGCAAGCAGAACGGGAUGGAGUGAGAACGCAGUUGGAAUCGAUGAAGGCUGCGCUAGAGGCGGUGAAAACGGAGAACAGCGGAUUGCAAGACACCAUCGCGAGACGAGAGCUGCAGCUGCAUACGUACAAGUAUAGCGCGGUGACCAAGGGAGCUAUCGAAGAGUUCACAGAAUGGAACGCCGAGAUCCGAAAUGAAGAAGCGCGACUCAUUCUGGGCAAAAUGAAGGAGGCGUUUGGAUCGAAGACGGCGGACGCUGAAGAGUUCAAGGCGCUUGCGGUCGAGUUCUGGGUGAAAAGAAAUGAGUUGGUCCACGACAAGACAGGUACCGUCAUUCACUCGAUGGACCACGGCAGAUACGCGUGUGUAUGCGCGAAGAUAAUGGAAGCAUUGGCUGCGUUUGAGAGUGCCAUCCUGCUGUAG
Molecule: messenger RNA, 1758 nt
Organism: Phytophthora sojae
Lineage: Eukaryota; Oomycota; Peronosporomycetes; Peronosporales; Peronosporaceae
Exons: 5
Coding region: 1-1758 (585 amino acids)
Source: RefSeq, a predicted model, not a curated record